CUUACCUCAAUUGGAUAGACUGAGCUGAGAGCACAACAAGCUACAGUAUACUGCCGAAACAUGGCAGCACUCUCUGCUAUAACAUUCACAACCUCAAAAAACCUCUUCAAUUCUAACAAACCCACUCUCACUUCCAAACCUACUUCACCAUUUUCUUGUCUUUCUUGUUUGUCACAUGACAGAGAAACAAAUCUCUCAUUGAAGUCAGUUUCUACGACAAAGAAGUGCAUUCUUAACGUGGGUUUGGGGCUUUUAGCUGCUUCUGUUCUUGCUUUCUCACCAUUGGAUGCUGAAGCCACUAGAAUUGAGUACUAUGCUACGGUAGCAGACCCACCAUGUGAUCUUAGCUUUGUUCCCUCUGGCCUUGGUUACUGUGAUAUUUCUGUAGGGUCUGGUGUGGAUGCCCCAUAUAAUGAGCUCAUUAAUGUCCAUUACACUGCAAGAUUCGCUGAUGGGAGAGUCUUUGACAGCAGCUAUAAACGCGGCAGACCUCUCACUAUGCGCAUUGGCGUUGGUAAGGUCAUUAGAGGAUUGGAUCAGGGAAUUCUAGGGGGUGAAGGGGUGCCCCCAAUGCAAGAAGGUGGAAGACGCAAGCUAUAUAUUCCUUCUCCUUUAGCAUAUGGUCCAGAACCUGCAGGAUGCUUCUCAGGAGAUUGCAAUAUCCCUGGCAAUGCAACUCUUCUCUAUGAUAUUAAUUUUGUUGGAGUUUAUUCUGGGAAUAGGAGUUUACCAAAAAGAUGAAAGUCUAGUGUAGAUCAUCAAGUGAGUUUCCUCUCGUUAUCUUGGAAAUGAUGUCUUGGAUUGAUGCUGGGAUCGGAAUCCAGGAACUUCUUGAACUUCCAGAAGCAGCUUUUUUUGUAUACACUUGACUCAGUUAUGAGAUCAAGAGCCUCGUAGGUUGGUCAUGGCUCAUGUAUGGAAAUUUACAUUUUGAAGAAGUGCAUGAUAGAGCAUAUUCUUCA
Messenger RNA from Populus euphratica (Euphrates poplar), 962 nucleotides. RefSeq names its product peptidyl-prolyl cis-trans isomerase FKBP16-2, chloroplastic-like. The coding region runs from base 61 to 741 and encodes 226 amino acids. The transcript has 5 exons. Gene Ontology annotation, molecular function: peptidyl-prolyl cis-trans isomerase activity. The record is from RefSeq and is a predicted model, not a curated record. Gene Ontology annotation, cellular component: chloroplast. NCBI's taxonomy places the organism in Eukaryota, Viridiplantae, Streptophyta, Magnoliopsida, Malpighiales, Salicaceae.